Paramecium tetraurelia is the source of this 3315-nucleotide messenger RNA. RefSeq lists its product as uncharacterized. The transcript is spliced from 5 exons. The record is from RefSeq and is a predicted model, not a curated record. NCBI's taxonomy places the organism in Eukaryota, Ciliophora, Oligohymenophorea, Peniculida, Parameciidae.
AUGUAAGUCGAGACAUUCAAGGAUUAACUCUACUCAAAACUACGAUAAAAAAAUUCACCCUAAAAUGAGAAAGGAUUAAUACUAUUAUAGUCCAUUGAAAACAACCUUAACCUUGAAUAAAGAACUAAUCCUACUGCGUAUAUUGCAUAAUUGAUUAAUUUAUUGAAAUCCACUAAAGAAGGCUAAGAUGUUAUCAUUUUGCUAAUUUAUAAAAUAUUACCUUCAGUUCCAAUUGUCGUAGUAAGAAAGUUAAUUCCUGCCUUGUUGGAAGAAAUAGGAAAAGCCUAAUUAGAUAAUCUAAGUGUUGGUGUUUUUGGAUAAAUUCUAAUACUAUCAUCUAAAGAGGAUUUAAACUCUCCAAAAAUGCAUCAAUUGUUCAAUCUUUUAUUAUAGCAAACUAUAAGUGACAAGAAAAAGCUGAGAAAAUAAGCAAUCAAAACAUUAUAAGCCUUUUAUUAGUAAAAAGCAUUGGAUAUUUAAUAAGUUCCUGAAAUAAAUGAGAGACUGAGAACUCAUUUCAAAACAAAUUUACAAGAAAAUAAUGAAUGUGCAUAGCAUUCACUCACACUUUUAGCAUCUCUUAAUAAUCUCAUUCCUUACUCUAUUCUAGUUGAUGCAUUAUAUGUAAUAAUUGAAGAGAUUUAAAACAUGGACAGUAAAUAUUAUCCAUUUAUUUUUCUAUCUUUAGAGUAAGUACUUCAACAAAAUGUUGGAGCAGAUUAGGCAGAAAAAUUGAUAUAGUAAUUAAAUCAAUUACAACCAGAAGAAGUUAAUGCAUAACAUGCAUAUAUUUAGUGUAUUAGAUAGUGUUUGCUUACAUUGAGUUGGAGUUCUUUGUCUUUGGCUGCAUCUUAUUUACCAUCCACUUUAUCUAAUAUGGCAGAAUUACUCUUACAAAAUAAUUAAAAAUUAAUGCAACAUUGUAGAUUAGAGAUGAUGACUUUAAUUGAGAAAAUUGGAAAAGCCACUCUCUCUCUUAAACAAGAUUUGGCUGAAGACAUUAUGAAUUUAGAAUUAGAGAGUGCAGGAACAUUGCAAUAGAAAUACAUUGCUACUUUAACCUAUUUAUUUAGUAAUAGAUUUGAUCAGGCUAAUAUUCUUGAUGUUUUUGCUAAAUUCUUUGCUACUAUUGAUGAUAAAACAUUUGAACAUUGCAAAGAUAUAGUGAAAGAGUUUGUACACAACAAGAGCAGAUGGCCACAUGUAUAUUUUGAGAAGACAUUUGGUCAAUUAUGUGUUGGAGUAAGCAUGUCUAAUUUAUUACACACAUUUCCACUUAAAACAGAAGGUGUCAAUCCUUUGGAUAAAGAUUUCGAUGAAAAAUCUAAUUGUUGGAUUCUGUAUAUUUUAAGUAAAUAUGCAAAUCCAAAGCUGGAAGAAUUCCUCGAUUUUCUAUUUCCAUUAACAAACUUACUAUCCUUGGCAUCUAAUGCAAAUCCAUCUCAUGAAUAAAAAAUUAUUCAAAAUAUUCUUUUUCAUGUAUUAGAAAUAGCUUCGAAUGCUAAAGCAUCUUAUGAGUCUUAAAAUCACCCAAAAUUAGGUUAAUUUAUUGAAUUAACAUUAAACUAUUUGAAAAAGGAACAUGUAUUUUUCGAAAAACUACUGUUGAUGAUUGCCAAAUUGUUUUCGUAAUUAGUCACCUUCCCAUCACUAUAAAAUUUUGCCAAAUAAUACAUUUCCACUUUAGCCAAAUUAGUUGAAUAAAACAAUUGCACUCACACAUUAAAUGCUAUUAAAGUAAUGAGUUUUGCAGCACCGAAAUCUUACAUAUAAGAAGCCUUCAAGAAAAACAUAGAAAAGCUACUAUCGUCCAAAGAUAAAUUGGAUGAUAGAGCUUUAAACAAUAUGGAUAUUGUAUUGUAAGUCGUAAGUGCCUAACAGAUGACUUCAGAUCUCUGGGAUUACUGUAUCAAUUUUGUUAAGGAGAUGAUUAACAUACCUUUAAUUUAGAAGAAGAUUUAUAAAUUCUUAGUAGCAAUAAUACCAAAGGUUCAUCAUACUUUCUUAGCUGAAGUCUACAAUUUAGUCUUGGAAGCAGAAUGCGAACCUAGUUCUCGAUAAAAAAGAUUCUAAGUUAUUUUACAAUUGGAACAAACUGUAACCUCUAAGUUAGAUAGCUAUUAAACAUUUAUAUAGUAAUUCUUACCUGAAAUGGUAGUUGCAAUUAGAGAUAAUAAUAUUAAGACUCGUAUUUUGGCUGAAAAGUUAAUAGAAAAUAUUGGAUAGAGAUUAUUGGGAUUGGAUCUAUUAGACUAAUUUAUAUCAAUGGUAUUUGCAGGAUUGGCAGCAUAAUCAAAUGUAAUGAAAGCUGAUGCUGUGGCCACAAUUUCACUGUUAGUUGAUAAGUUCUAUCCAAAUUUGAAAGGAGAAUUCAUUGAUGAGAUGACUAAGUUAAUUUUGUUAUUGUUAAAAGAAUAAAAUAAUGAGAUUUUUAAAUCCAUUAUAUUAUAUGUGAAAGUACUAAUCAAACAUAGACAUACAUUGAAUUCAUAGCUUUUCACUUAAUUACUUAAUGUGGAUGAGGUAUCAAGAGACAAGAACAUUAUAUUGUUAAAAAGAUUGUUAAUGAAACUUAGUAAAGCAUAUCCUUCAGCUGAAAGUUUAAUUCCACAAGAGCACAUUAAAUUAUAUAAGAAUGCUAUAAAAAUAGAGAGAUAAUAGAAAAAAAAGAAAAACAAAAGAGAUUAGGAGAGAGAAUUAAAUAAAUAGAAAUGGUAAGAGAAGAAAUAAAAAAAAUAAAAGGAUUCUGAUCUUGAAAGCGAUGAGGAAUCUGAAUAGUAAUUAGAAACAAAGCCAAAAUAAUAGUAGGGUGGUAUGGAAACUGAAGCAGAAGUAGAAAACAAUCUGUUGUUAAAGUAUGAUUUUAAGAAAGAAUAAUUCCAUUUUGAGGAUGCAAUAAAAUAAAAAAAGAAGGUUUAAGAGAAGGAAUAACAAAAGCAAUCUGCAUUUUAACCUUUGGUUGAGUACAAGGAUGGAAAGGUGAUUGUAAAUGAAUAGAAGGAGGUUUUGGGUUAAAAGCGUAGGAGGGAAGCUGCAAAUAGUGAUGAUGAGGAGCGUGCUUAAAAGAAAAUAACAAAAAAUGAUCGAAAGACUAAGGAUGUUGUUCAUGUGGUAAAAGAAAGCGGGUCUACAUUCAAAUCCAAAUAGAGGGCUGGAGGUGAUGUAACUGUAAAAGGAAGGCCGGAACCAUUUGCUUUCAUAUAAUUAAAUCCAAAAGCUCUCAAUAAAAGAUUCAAGAAUCAAGCUAGCAAGGCAUUUGAAGAGGUAUUUUCAAAAAAGUCGGGUGCCCUUAAAGGAGUAAAGGCACACAAAUGA